CGCACACUUCUAGAUCUCUUACAAUUCCUCGCUCAGGAUGUCCCAACCCAUCGCCCUACUUUCAGUGUACGACAAAACUGAUCUGCUGGACUUCGCCAAGGGUCUUCACGAUGCUGGUGUCCGAUUAUUAGGAUCUGGAGGAACAGCAAAGAAAAUAAGAGACGCAGGGAUCCCUAUCGAGGACGUAUCAGACAUCACCAAAGCCCCAGAAAUGCUAGGCGGGCGCGUCAAAACGCUUCACCCUGCCGUACACGGUGGAAUCCUCGCACGCAACAUUCCAUCGGACUCAGAGGACCUCAAAGCGCAAAACAUCUCUCCAAUCUCCAUCGUCGUCUGCAACCUCUACCCAUUCACCGAAACGAUCGCCAAGCCAAACUGUACCCUCGCAGAUGCAGUUGAGGAAGUCGAUAUUGGUGGGGUGACGCUUCUCCGCGCUGCAGCCAAAAACCACGAGCGCGUCUCUGUCCUCUCCGAUCCAAAAGACUACAAGACCUUCCUCGGCGCGUGGAAAGAUGGGCAAGGAGACGUGGGGCAAGGACUGAGAGCUUCUCUUGCGCUGAAGGCAUUCGAGAUGACCGCGCGGUACGAUGAGGCGAUCAGCGGAUAUUUCAGGGAACAGUACGCUAGCGCCGAGUUGCCUGCUGAGAAACUGGCUGGGCGAGUACAGAGAAUCGCAUUGAGGUAUGGUGCGAAUCCGCAUCAGAAGCCUGCGCAAGCGUAUGUUACUGAGGGGGAGCUUCCAUUCAAAGUGUUGAGCGGGUCACCUGGAUACAUCAACCUCCUCGACGCGCUCAAUUCCUACGCUCUGGUCAAAGAGCUCCAAGAAGCCCUUGAUCUCCCGGCCGCCGCGUCCUUCAAGCACGUCUCACCGGCUGGUGCGGCCGUCGGCGUCGAGCUCACAGAGACGGAGAAAAAAGUUUACGGAGUCGACGACCUCAAGGAACCUUUGACUCCACUUGCUUCUGCGUAUGCUAGAGCGCGAGGUGCGGAUCGCAUGUCCUCCUUCGGCGACUUUAUCGCCCUUUCGGCUCCAUGCGACCUCGCUACUGCACGCAUCAUCUCGCGCGAAGUGUCCGAUGGGAUUAUUGCGCCUGGAUAUGCCGAUGAGGCGCUCGACGUGUUGAAGAAGAAGAAGGCCGGGAAAUACUGUGUUCUUCAGAUCGAUCCAAACUAUGUCCCUCCCAGCAUCGAGACGAAGCAGGUGUACGGAAUCCAUCUCCAGCAAAGGAGGAACGAUUGUAAGAUCGAGUCUUCCCUCUUCCAGAAUAUCGUCACCAAGAGCAAGGAGCUCCCAUCAAGCGCAGUCACAGACCUCAUCGUCGCCACACUCGCUUUAAAAUAUACACAAUCCAACAGCGUUGCAUACGCCUUUCAUGGAUCUAUCAUCGGCAUCGGGGCAGGCCAACAAUCGCGCAUCCACUGUACCCGUCUCGCAGGCGGGAAAGCCGAUCUCUGGUGGCUCCGCCAUCACCCACGCGUCCUCGCUCUCCCCUUCAAAAAAGGAGUAAAACGCGCAGAGAAGGCCAACGCCAUUGACCUGUUCGUCAGCGGAGAAGUGCUGGAGGGCGGGGAGAAGGAACAGUGGGAGUCCUUGUUCGAGGGCGAGGUGUUAGCGUUGGAGGAGGAGGAAAAGAAGGAGUGGGCGAGUAAGUUGGAUGGGGUUGCGUGUUCUAGCGAUGCGUUCUUCCCGUUCCCGGAUAAUGUGCAUCGUGCACGGAAGAGCGGGGUGAGGUACCUUGCGGCGCCGAGUGGGAGUGUUAUGGAUGAGGAGUGCGUCAAGGCGGCGGAUGAGCAUGGGAUUGUGUUUGCGCAUACGUCGUUGAGGUUGUUCCAUCAUUAAUUAAAGGGUAAAGUGGGGACGAGCUAAACAGAGGAAACAAGGGAAUGUAUUUGUGUUAUUUUGGUUGUUUUUAUGAAUGAUCUAUUUGAUCAAG
This is a messenger RNA of Laccaria bicolor S238N-H82, 1934 nucleotides long. RefSeq lists its product as uncharacterized. Bases 38 to 1840 code for a protein of 600 amino acids. Gene Ontology annotation, cellular component: cytosol. Gene Ontology annotation, biological process: 'de novo' IMP biosynthetic process. The transcript is spliced from 8 exons. NCBI's taxonomy places the organism in Eukaryota, Fungi, Basidiomycota, Agaricomycetes, Agaricales, Hydnangiaceae. The record is from RefSeq and is a predicted model, not a curated record. Gene Ontology annotation, molecular function: phosphoribosylaminoimidazolecarboxamide formyltransferase activity; IMP cyclohydrolase activity.